CCUACCUCGACCCAAACGCGAACGCCACCCAUGUACUCUCGUCUCUGGUUCGGCGAUUUUCUCCCCUAACGGGAGAUGCGGCCGAAAGGAUCUCCUUCAGUGCCCGACGGCAAGUGGCGCCGAGGAUCUCCUUGACUUCUGAAGACCUUACUAGUACAUCGAGGUUUAGGCUCGCUGCCGGAUUUCACCGAUCACGCGUCGAUAGAAAGGGUGGCGGUGGCGAAUCGUGGAGAUGGGGAUCUCCUUCAAGCUUUCAAAGAUCGGGAAGCGGUAUCAUCCGAAACCGAGCUUUGCGCCGGAGGAGGCCGACCAAACGAGUGAGGGCUCUGAGGAGAGCUCGCAUGUCCUUGACGGAGCUGGAUCGAGCCGUGAGAUUGGAAUAGUUGAGGCUGCAAAUGGCAUCAAUAAUUUAUUGCCUGAACAUGAGGUGUCCUUUAUCUUGAACCUUUAUCAGGAUGGAUACUCCAUUGGAAAGCCUACUGAGAUUGAGAAUUGUCAGACUCUGCUUCAGGAUGCAAAGUCAUUACAUCCAUAUGAUAGAGCAUCCGAGACCUUAUUUUCUGCAAUUGAGUCAGGGUGGUUGCCAGGUGACAUACUUGAUGAGAUACCUUGCAAGUACUAUCGUGGGACUAUUGUCUGUGAGGUACGAGACUAUAGAAAAUGCUUUUCUGAACAAGGAAGUAAUGUUUCUGCUGCAAAUGUGACUCCGACUGUACAGAAAGUGCGUUUGAGGAUGUCACUGGAAAAUGUUAUUAAGGACAUUUCUUUAAUAGCUGAUGAUUCUUGGACAUACAGUGACCUAAUGGAAGUAGAGGCACGAAUAGUGAAAGCAUUGAACUCACAUCUUUAUUUAGAUCCUACUCCAAAGUUGGAGAGAGACUGGAAAGAUCCUAUUGUUACUAAGCUCAAUCUUGGUAUUGGAAGAAAGAAGAGAAUGCUGCAAAAUGCUGAAGUGACUGCUUCAUCCAAUAACCAACAUCCUGAAAAGAAAAUCUUCAUUGAUAGGAUAUCUGACAAUUCUAAUUGUGGGGCUGGGGAAACGGGAUCUCAAAUAGGAAAUGCAUCACUUCAACAAGCUUAUGAAACUAUUCAAAUGCAACAUCUAUCAGGUGGGGUUCCAUCAAUGAGAUCUAACAAUUUUGGACAGGAGAGCACGAAACUUACUUUGCCCACUCAGGCCAAGCUUCAAACAGUUAUCAACUCGCCUACUAGUUCACAGGAUCGUGGACCUGGACUUGCAGCCAAUAUUUCUGUGAUGAAUGCAAAUAUGUCUUCGUCACAGAACUUGAUAGGUUCAUAUCCUGACACAGUCAAUAAUUCCCCUCGUUCCAAGAAAAGAGAGAAUCCAGAUGCUCAGUUGACAUCAUUUAUUGGCAUGAAGAGACCAAAACAAACUUCAGUAGGGGUGGAUAGCAUUCAGCAACAGCAGCAACAAACGGGGUCUCAAUUGGUAGGAUUAACUGGAACAGAUUUGCAAUGGAAGAACCAAAUGCUACAUUGCCAUUUAGAUGCAAAGGGGGGUCAGUAUGCUUCUACGUUAGGCAAUCAGAGGUAUUCUUCAGCUGUUGUAAAUAAUAUACCUAGCCAAGAUCCAGGAGCUUCUUUCUACUUUAAUCACCAAGGUAUUAGAUAUGUUCCCAAGGAAGAACAGUUAGACGGACAAGAGCAAGAGAGAUCUAAAGAAGCUCUUCAGGCACUCUCUGUUAACAGUGCUGUUGAUCAACAGCAAUCGCGAGCACAGUUGCCACAGCAAUCAUAUAUGAGAAACCAUCCUCCAACUCCUAUGCAGUGGCAAAAUGUCAGAUCAGUACCUGAAAAGGAUAUGGGAAAGGAUGAUACAUCUCAGAGAAGAAAAUCGGUGCCCAGUCCAAGAGUCUCGUCUGGGCCCAUGGUCCAGUCACCAGUAUCAUCAAGAUCAGGAGAAAUUUCCAGCGGUUCUGCAGGUGGACAGUUCAGUGGCAUUGCAACAGCUUCUGCUCUGGGUGUUCAAAAAGAUAAGCUAAUAGCAAAUUCUAAUGCUACAAUUGGUGCUCCUUCUGUGACUUCUAGUCCUAGUGACUCUCUUCACCGACAACAUCAAACCUCAGGGACUGCUAAACGCAAACCAAAUUCUAUGACCAAGACACAAACUGUGAGUGCAGUUGGAUCUCCUGUUAGUGUCAACAAUAUGAAUCCUCCCCUAACUGUUAACAGUCCUUCAAUUGGGACUGCUCCUCUUGGCGAUCAAGUCGUUGUUGAUAGAUUUAUGAAAAUUGAUGCAAUAACCCAAAGACACCAACUUAAUCUCAAGAAGAAUAAAGUUGAUGACUAUCCUGGAAAAGAACCAACACGACAUUCCACUCAGGAACUUGCAAUUUGUCUAUCUGAUUCAUCCAAUGCCGAGGAUUUCACAGAUCAAAAGAAACCGUUGGCAAAAUCUGUAAUUGGUGGGACAAUUAAUACCCCCAAGGACAGAACAAUCAGCUUUGUGCGCAAUGAGCGGGCGUUUCAAGUUUCCAUGAGAUUGAUCAUGACUGAGAAGCCCUUUGAUGGCACUGUAUCAAUGCAGUACGAGUACAUGGAUGAUUCUAAGGUUCAAGAUUAUCAGCUAACAUUACCUACAACUAACCUUGCAGAUCUGCUUGCAGCACAGUUUGUUCAACUGAUGGAACAUGAUGGAUAUCAGAAGGCUGAAGAUCAAAUACGAUCUAUACCCGUCCGCAUGGUUGCUUCUCCAGGUAGCCUACCUUCAGGUACACCAAUGAUGACGGUUACCUCUACGUCUGGUAUUACAUCUGAAAUGAAACCGUCAGAAAUAGCUAGUGGUCAACCAUCACAAGUAGCUUUCUCUGUUGCCAAUGCAAUUGGGCCCAUGAAUUCUUCCCAACUUCCUUCCAACAAUGCAAGGAUGAUGACAGCUGCUAACAACAGUCAGACUCUAGCAGUAUCGCAGGGUUAUCUUGCAGGGACUCUCAUGUCUGCUAGGAUGCAGCAGGUAGAUCAAUCUAUACUGAAAUCGCAUCAGCUGCAGCAACAACAGCAACCACAGCAGAUGCAGCAAAAUACACCCCCAUUGCUACAGCAACAGCAGCUUCAACCUGCACAACUUCAGAGGUCAUCAACACUGCUCUCAACCAAUCCUCUACAGCAGAUGAUUAGUCAGAAUUCAAAUCUGCAGAUGGGAACCAACCAGAUGGUAAAUAACAAGCAAUUGCAGCUUCAGAUAUUGCAACAGCAACAGCAGCAGCAACUUCCUAGGAAAAUGAUGAUGGGGCUUAACCCAGCCAUGAGCAUGGGAAACAUGGGCAACAAUGUGAUGGGCCUUGGUAACUUGAACAAUGUGGUAGGGAUGGGUGGCAUGCGUGCUAUCUCUUCUCCCAUUGGCACUAUGUCGGGCUUGGGCAACCUAAGUUCUCACCAAAUGAAUCUGGUGUCAGCUUCCAAUUUCAGUGCAGGACUUCCUCAAAAUUCUUUUACCCAUGCACAGGCUGUGAUGGCAUCCAAGUUAAGGAUGGCACAGCAAAAUCGAGCAGGUCUAUAUGGUCAAUCUGGUAUUACUGGCAUGCCAGGGAGUUCGAACCAGAUGCUUCCAUCCUCACCAGGUCUGUCUAUGUUGGGUGCAUUGAAUCGAGCAAACAUGAACCCCUUGCAAAGGAAUCCAAUGUCAACUAUGGGCCCUCCUAAAGUACCAGGAGCAAACUUGUACCUAAAUCCUCAGCAGCAGCAACAGUUGCAGCCACAACAACAGCAGCAGUUACAGCCACCGCAGCAGCAGCAGGAACAAAUAAGUUCACCGCUGCAGCAGACCCAGGUUGGCUCCCCACCAAUGGUGGGCUCUCCGUCAGCAAUGUUGAUGCAGCAUCAGCAGAUCAGUCCUCAACAAAUGAGCCAACAAAAUGCAAUGAGUCCCCAGCAGCUGAGCUCGGGUGCAUUGCAGCAAAUGAACAAUAGUGUUAAUCCUGGGCCUGGCCCAUCAAGUCCACAACUGAGCUCACAGACACAUGGAUCCGUUGGAAGCAUCACAAGUUCUCCUAUGGAGCAACUGCAAGGUGCUACCAAGGCUGGGUCAGCCAGCAAUGUCUAAGUUGGUGUAAAUGAAAGAAUCCCUUCGACAUAGUAAAUGCCAAACUGAUCAAUAAACUUAGAUUGAUUCGAAACAUGAUGUUUAUCAGGGAGCAUUUGUUGAAUUGCAUUCCAACCAUGACGAUCAGAGCGCUUCAAUAUAUUUGGAUGUGUGUGGGUAGCACUAAUGUGUAUCAUUCGAAACUCGAGUGUUUAUUUGAUGUGUGGUAGGUGUUGUUUUUGCCCACUAGAAAAAAAAAAUAGUUUUGCAAUAUCUGUAUAUACAUGGAAUGAUUUUGUGUUCUUGCACUCUUAAAUGAUUGAAGGGGAGUCUUGGUACAACAAUAAAGUUGGUGCCGUGUAACCUAGAGGUUACGGGUUCUUGAGUCUCGAAAAUAGUCUUUUGCAAAGCAAGGUAAGACCGCGUAUAAUAGACUUUGAAUUUCGUAUUGAUGGAGUUUCGUGUAUUAGGAUGUGUUUUGCAUACUCUUAAAUGAUUUUGACAUUUAUAA
Molecule: messenger RNA, 4553 nt
Organism: Zingiber officinale
Lineage: Eukaryota; Viridiplantae; Streptophyta; Magnoliopsida; Zingiberales; Zingiberaceae
Product: protein PHYTOCHROME-DEPENDENT LATE-FLOWERING
Exons: 12
Coding region: 233-4063 (1276 amino acids)
Biological process (GO): regulation of transcription by RNA polymerase II
Cellular component (GO): SAGA complex
Molecular function (GO): transcription coregulator activity
Source: RefSeq, a predicted model, not a curated record